GCGCAGACGCGAAGUUUCCUCUGAGUCUGGGAUCUUCCUGGUAGAUCUCAGUCUUGUGGGACCACAGGGGCCUGGGUGCAGGCCAGAGUGGGGAACAGGAAGGAACACAGAAUGGGCCCAGUGCUCCUCACCAGCAGACCCCCCCAGGAAUCAGUGACUUUCAAGGAUGUGGCUGUGGACUUCACCUGGGAGGAGUGGGGCUACUUGGACACUUCCCAGAAGGAGCUUUACUGGAAGGUGAUGGUGGAGAACUACAGGAACCUGGUCAGUCUUGGCCUUGCAGAUUCAAACAUGGAUGUGAUCUCUCAGCUGCAGUCAGGGGAAGCCCAUGGGGUUCCAAUGGAUAGUGUCCUAAGAACCUGCUGGCCAAAUGGGGACACUAGGCCUCAGACCAAGAAGUCAACUCGAAACUUGAGUAUUUCUAUGGAAGACUUAUUCCAGGAAAGGUCCUUGUGGGAUGACCUGUGCAUCUCCAAAAGGGGAAAAGCCUGGAAGUAUUUUCACAGGUUAAAGAAAGAGCAGAGCAAUAAGGAGAAACAUUCUAGACAAGGAAGAGUAAUCCGUACAGACCCUGCCGAUGGAGUCAGAGGUUCUGAAUACAGUAGAUACAGCCAAACCUCUAGUCCAGAGUCACAACAGGGAGUACAUUUAGCACUGAAUGUCUGUAAAAGUGAUAACCAGAGAAGGAGCUUCACCAUGGCGUCGAACCAAAGACAACGUAAUCAAAUCUGUUCAAAGAAGAAAUAUUCUGAGGUUAACAAAUGUCAGAAAACUUUUGUUUCUUUGGACUGCAAUAGAAAACAUGGAAUUCUUGCUGAAGAGCAACUUGGUGAAAGUGGGAAUUCUUUCCUCCAGAAUAAUGAACAAAGAACUCAUAGAGGAAAAAAGUGUUCUGAAUUGACUAAAUGUAGGAAGACAUCCUGUCAGAAGGCAGAUCUUACCCAAAUCUCUCAUAUUCAGAGUGAAAACAAAUCUUAUGAAUGCAGUGAGUGUGGAAAGGCCUUCCAGCAUAAGGUAAGCCUUACACAGCACUACAGAAUUCAUACUAGGGAGAAACCUUUCAUAUGUAGUGAAUGUGGAAAGGCCUUCCACCAAAAGAUUGAUCUCAUACGACAUAACAGGAUUCAUACUGGAGAGAAACCUUUUAAAUGCAGUGAUUGUGGGCAAGCCUUUUCCAGGAGCACAACACUGACUCGACAUCAGAGAACUCACACUGGAGAGAAACCCUAUGAAUGCAAUGAAUGUGGGAGGACAUUCAGAUCAAGCUCUAAUCUUACUCAGCACUGGAGUACUCAUACAGGAAUAAAACCUCAUCAGUGCAGUGUUUGUGGGAAGGCAUUCUCUCAAAAGUCUGCUCUUACCAACCACGGUAGUGUUCACACUGGAGAGAAACCAUAUAAAUGCACUGAAUGUGGGAAGAGCUUUCGCCAGAAGUCAGAUCUUCGACAACACUGCAGCAUUCAUACCGGAGAGAAACAUUUUAAAUGCAGUGAUUGUGGCAAAGGCUUUUUCCGGAACAGGGAUUUGACUCGACAUCGGAGAAGUCAUACAGGAGAGAAACCCUAUGAAUGCAAUGAAUGUGGAAAGACCUUCACCCAGAAUUCAGGUCUUUCAGUACAUAAGAGAAUACAUGCCAAAGAGCAAUCUUGAGAAUAUGGUUAAUGUGGGAAGGCAUUCCCCCAGAUCAGAGCACUUGUUCAACAUUAUAGAACUCAUGAUGGAGAGAAAUCUCAUUAAUUUAAUCAUUGAAGCAAAACACUCUGGUGGACUGAUCUAUAUUAAAUGAAAUUGAGGAAUAUUUUAAAAAAUAAAACCACAAAAAAACACUGA
Trichosurus vulpecula (common brushtail) is the source of this 1830-nucleotide messenger RNA. Its product is annotated as zinc finger protein 501-like. Gene Ontology annotation, molecular function: DNA-binding transcription repressor activity, RNA polymerase II-specific. The record is from RefSeq and is a predicted model, not a curated record. NCBI's taxonomy places the organism in Eukaryota, Metazoa, Chordata, Mammalia, Diprotodontia, Phalangeridae. Bases 112 to 1650 code for a protein of 512 amino acids. Gene Ontology annotation, biological process: negative regulation of transcription by RNA polymerase II. The transcript has 5 exons.